Alosa sapidissima (American shad) is the source of this 2035-nucleotide messenger RNA. RefSeq names its product basic helix-loop-helix family, member e22 (gene bhlhe22). NCBI's taxonomy places the organism in Eukaryota, Metazoa, Chordata, Actinopteri, Clupeiformes, Clupeidae. Gene Ontology annotation, molecular function: protein dimerization activity. The coding region runs from base 383 to 1186 and encodes 267 amino acids. The transcript has a single exon. The record is from RefSeq and is a predicted model, not a curated record.
UAACCAGACGGAGAGGACAGCUCGCACCCGGGAUUGUUUGUUACCGUUUUAAUCCUAUUAAUUAAAACGUUAACCUGAUUGGGUAGAGAGCUCUGUCCCAAUAGGCGAGUCUUCUUCAUAUUAAUAGCCCGCCUUGAGAUAAUGAUGUAAAAGGCUCCCCCUUCAGCGGCUGAUGCUGAUGGCUGUCGAGAUCUCUGGAAGGUGAAUCGGAGCAGGAUAAGCGCCACAGCACAGAGCUGAGCACUUCAAAAGGAGCUGUCGACACUACACAUCAUUUGACAAGUAGCGCAGCCAUUGACAUCAACUGAGCUGCACAAAGGGGACAAAGUUACUGCCGGGGACAGACGCCCAACGGUCUCAGUCGAGCUGUCUAAGUGAGACUAUGGACAGGAGAAUGAACUUGAGCGGUCCGGGAGACAUUUUUCACAAAACUCUGAGCGCUGUCUCUAACAAAAAGAUGGACUCUUUCAGGCCAGGCGCGGGAAUCGAUCUGCCUUCGAGGGACCGCCAGUCGCCAAUCAGCUGUUUCGACCCGUCUGACUCAGACCCGAAUCAAAACGGCGGACUGACAGGAGGACGAAGGCUGACACAUGGUCUUCCGACCGGAUCUUUGUGUAUGAAAUACGGUGAGAGUGCCAACAGGACUACGGCAGCAGAGAGCAGCGGAGGGGAACAGAGUCCUGACGAUGACAGCGACGAAAGGUGCGACAUGAUGCUCAUGGCCGAUGGAAUGACAGCGGUGCCCGGUUCUAAGUCUGAAGGAGGUAAGAAAAACAAAGAACAGAAAACCCUGAGACUAAACAUCAACGCCCGGGAGAGAAGGAGGAUGCACGAUCUGAAUGAUGCGCUCGAUGAACUGCGAGGGGUCAUUCCCUACGCGCACAGCCCUUCCGUGCGGAAACUCUCCAAAAUCGCCACUUUGCUACUAGCCAAAAAUUAUAUCCUCAUGCAAGCGCAGGCACUGGAAGAAAUGAGAAGGCUUGUAGCUUAUCUUAACCAAGGCCAGGCGAUCACUGCUGCUUCGAUUCCCGCGACCACUGCCCUAACGCCGGGCUUAGGUGCGUAUGAGCAACCACCUGGGUAUCCCUUCCCCGCCGGAGUUGCAGCCUCCACAUGCCCCGACAAAUGUGCCCUUUUCAACAGUGUCACCUCCAGCCUCUGUAAACAAUGCACUGACAAGCCUUAGAAUGCUUCUGAACUGACUCCAACUGACUUAGAAGCACAUGCGAAAUUAAGACUUAAUAUGGAGACUGCUGAAGAGAAUGCCGUCGGUAUUAUCAAUUAUUUAAAAAUGGAGGUCAAUGAAGAAGAAUGCUGAAAAAAAACUUUUUAAACACUUACAAAAAACCCAUUCAAACAUGCACCGUCUGUUCAGUAUAUACUUGAUUGUGUAUAUAAAAUAAGUAGCCUACUAUUCAAGUGCUGGCGAGAAUGAACGUUUAAAAAGUCAAACGUAAAAGUCUAGUCUGACUGCAAGUGGGAGAAGAACAGACUUUGUUUAUGCACUUGCAUUGUUGUAGACCUGAUUCGUGUAUUUAUGACCUGACAACAUGCAGCAACCAUCGCACAAAUUACAAAACUUUUUUAGGACAUUUUAAGGACUACCAUAGGAAAUAUCUCUAGAUUUGAGGACAAAUGACGUUCGCUCAUUAGUCUUUGAGAACAAUAACAUGACGGAGCAGCGAAAUGAAUUGUACACAUUUCUCACAUCCCAAAGCCAAUUGUUAUUUAACUAUCAGAAUGAUUUUAAUGACACUAUAAUAGAGAGCUCCAGCAAAUGCUUGCUUGGUUUAUGAUUUUGUCUCUUUUUUUCCUUUUCUCAGAUUCGUAUUUAUUGCUUUAUUACGUCCGCUUGCACGACAGUUUGUACUGCACUGGCACUAUUGCUGUAAAAAAUAACUAUGAUUUUCUUCACUCCAACGGUAUGUCAGAGGUCAAGACAGACUAAGGUUGUUGUCAGGUCAAGAUAUUGAGUACUGUUGAUACAUUAGUUGGAAUUUGAUGAAAGAUGGCCAUUUGUAUGUGUUAAUGUGUU